UCCCAAUUGCAAAGCCUAGUCACUCUCAUGUUUCAACUUUGUUUUUGGGUUAGGGGUGUAAAAGAGGGAUGGAUGUUCCCUGUCUUGGCUCAUGAUGCUUCAUGUGCUGUUUUUGUACAUUUAUUGCAAGGGGAGACUUUUGAACCCUUGCAAUCCCCAACCCCUAAAGCUUCCACUUUUACUCUAUCCUUUAUAACUGCUUCUUCAUCUUCUCUCAUACCAUUCCCUCUUUACUCUUUUGCCACCCUAUUUCCUCCUCCAAGAUCUAUUUCACCAACUUUUCUAUUCAAUAAACAACCUGUUAUGCUUUUUUCUUAUCUCAUUUUUCUCUAUACUUCCACUAACUUUGUCAUCUCACACUCCCUUCUUGUCUCUCUGAUCUUUUGUAUAUUAUCUUGUUCAUCAUGACCACCCUUUUGAAAUUGUUGUCUCUUUUGGUGUUUCUUCUGAUCCCAGUUUCAUCCCAGGUUGAGCAGCUUCUCUAUGCUGGAUUCAAGGAUGUGGGUGCUAGCAACCUGACAUUGAAUGGGGUGGCUGAGAUAGAGAAAAAUGGAAUACUCAAAUUGACUAAUGAAACCAGCAGGUUAAUGGGUCAUGCCUUUUACCCAUCUCCUUUUCAGAUGAAGAACUCCACCACCGGUAAAGUUGUUUCCUUUUCUUCCUCGUUUGCUCUGGCUAUUGUUCCUGAGUACCCCAAGCUAGGUGGCCAUGGCUUGGCUUUCACAAUAGCAACUUCCAAGGAUCUCAAGGCUCUACCUAGCCAGUACCUUGGCCUUCUUAAUUCCAGUGAUAAUGGCAACAUCUCCAACCAUAUCUUUGCUGUUGAGUUUGACACUGUGCAAGACUUUGAGUUUGGGGAUAUUAAUGAUAACCAUGUUGGAAUAGACAUCAAUAGCAUGCAGUCCAAUAAAUCUGCUAAUGUUAGUGUGGUGGGUCUCAAUCUCAAAGGUGGGAAACCGAUUCUGGCUUGGGUUGAUUAUGAUUCUGAAUUAAGUGUUAUCAGUGUUGUACUUUCCCCAAAUUCAUCCAAACCCAACACUCCAAUCUUGUCCUUUAAUGUGGAUCUCGCACCCGUUUUUCAUGACACUAUGUAUGUUGGGUUCUCUGCAUCAACGGGUUUGCUUGCCAGCUCCCAUUACAUCUUGGGUUGGAGCUUCAAAAUCAAUGGACCAGCACCACCCCUUGAUCUCUCUUCUCUCCCGAUGCUUCCACAGCCAAAGAAAAAGCAGACAUCUUUGAUAGUUGGGGUUUCAGUCUCAGUUGCUGUUAUUGUGUUAUUAGCCAUCGCCAUUGGCAUUUACUUUUACAGAAAAAUGAGGAACGCCGAUGUGAUUGAAGCAUGGGAGCUUGAAAUCGGGCCACAUAGGUACUCCUACCAAGAGCUCAAGAAGGCCACCAGAGGCUUCAAGGAUAAAGAACUCCUUGGGCAGGGUGGUUUUGGCAGAGUUUACAAAGGAACAUUGCCAAACUCCAAGAUCCAAGUAGCCGUCAAGCGAGUUUCUCACGAAUCUAAGCAGGGACUGAGGGAAUUCGUGUCGGAAAUUGCCAGCAUAGGCCGGCUUCGCCACCGGAAUUUGGUUCAAUUACUGGGAUGGUGCCGCCGCCGUGGCGACCUCCUGCUUGUGUAUGAUUUCAUGGCCAAUGGGAGCUUGGACAAGUACUUGUUUGAUGAUCCAAAGAUGGUCCUAAGUUGGGAACACAGGUUCAAGAUCAUAAAGGAUGUUGCUUCAGCUCUUCUGUAUCUACAUGAGGGGUAUGAGCAGGUGGUGAUACACAGAGAUGUGAAGGCCAGCAAUGUUCUGCUGGAUUUUGAGCUUAAUGGAAGACUAGGUGAUUUUGGGUUGGCAAGAUUGUAUGAACAUGGGGCUAACCCAAGCACCACAAGAGUGGUGGGAACAUUAGGCUAUCUGGCUCCUGAGUUGCCUAGAACAGGAAAGGCAACUACAAGCUCUGAUGUUUUUGCAUUUGGGGCACUUCUGCUUGAGGUGGCUUGUGGGCGCAGGCCAAUUGAGCCUAAGGCAUUGCCAGAAGAGUUGGUUUUGGUGGAUUGGGUGUGGGACAAGUACAAACAAGGGAGAAUACUCGAUGUGGUGGACCCAAAACUAAAUGGAAAUUUUGAUGAGAAAGAGGUGUUGGUGGUGUUGAAAUUGGGGUUGUUGUGCUCAAAUGAUGUGCCUGCUGCUAGGCCUAGCAUGAGGCAAGUGAUGAGGCAUUUAGAUGGGGAAGUUGAAGUGCCGGAGGACUUGAAAAAACCAGGAGAUAUAAGUCAGCAGGAGGGGUUUGAUGAGUUCUUGCACUCACUUGCAUCUUCUUCCUUUGACAAGAUGAGUUCAGGCUCUAAUUUUGGAAACAGAGACAUGGAUAGUUUUCUCUCUUUUGCUAAUUCACCUCAUUCCCUUCUCCACAGAGGAGAAACAAGGUGAUUCUGAGCAGAGAUAUACUUUCUUUACUAAUCUUUUCUCACUUGAGAAAUUUCGUGUGUUUUUAGUUCCCAUAUGCAAGUCUCAUUAUAGAAAGAUUAUGGAUAUGAUGAAAUGAAAUGGUAAAAUCUGUGACUCACUGUUCUUUUGA
Molecule: messenger RNA, 2571 nt
Organism: Vigna umbellata (rice bean)
Lineage: Eukaryota; Viridiplantae; Streptophyta; Magnoliopsida; Fabales; Fabaceae
Source: RefSeq, a predicted model, not a curated record